AUGACUGAUACAAACCCUCAAAAAAGACUACGUGUUCUCAUCUCUGGAGCCGGUAUCGGUGGUCUCGUUGCUGCUUAUUGGCUGGGCAAGGCAGGAGCCUCUGUGACAGUCCUAGAGCGAGCCAAGGACCUACGCAAAGAAGGACAUAUCGUCGGUAUUCGCAAGGAAGCCCUUCCAAUCAUUAACUAUAUGGGUCUUGAGGAAGAUAUUCGAAGACAAAUGUCUCACGAGAUGGGCCUCAAACUGGUCGAUAACAACAACUCGACCUGGGCGGCGUUCCCUCCGGGUGAUUUGGGCUUUAGCUGUGGUGUGGAGUUGCGACGAGGUGACCUGGUGAAAUCGCUUUACGAAAGGACAAAGGAUCAAGCCCACUUCAUCUUGGGCAAGACUAUCAAUACUAUUGAAGAAAAUAAUGAAUCCAUAUGCGUGACUCUUGGCGACAAUGCAGAGGUGCUUCAGUUUGACGUCCUCCUGGUUGCCGAAGGCUUGAGGUCAAAGACACGAGCCAGAAUCUUCAAGGAGAAAGUCGACACACCAAUCUCUAGCUUGGGCUUAUUGGCUGCCUCGUUCUCUUAUAAGUCGGAGGACAAUUGGGCGUAUUGGUACAACAUUCCAGACCAUCGCGCUCUUCUACUCCGGCCCGAUCGGUUUGGCCAGACACGAACCUUGGCGAUGUGCAGAAAAAGUGAGGAGUACACCACCUCCACAAAUCUGGUUAGCUCAAAGACUCCGGUCGAGCAACAGAAAGAUUUCUUCAUUCGGCGCUUCAAACAAACGGGCUGGGAGAAGACCGGCAAGAUCAUGAGAGCCAUGAACGACGCCGACGACUUUUACGUCCUCGAGAUGGUACAAGUGAAAUGCAAGAAAUGGUCGAGAGGGAGGACAGUCCUUCUGGGCGAUUCGGCGUACUGUCCUUCUCCGUUUGGUGGGAUGGGCACGACUGCUGCGAUUAUCGGCGCGUACAGUUUGGCCGCUAAGCUGGUGCAGACGCCGGGCGACCACAGAUCGGCUUUUGAAUCCUAUGAGAAUUUGUUGAGACCAUGGGCCGAAUCGAUUCAAAAACCGGUGGCAAUGACCAUCCAUUUCGGGCUACCUGGCACUAGAAUGGGCAUCCGAUUCUUUCACCUUUUGGGUUUUUUCGUUUCGUUGCCUCUAGUCAGUACCAUCUUGCCGUUCCUCAUUCCGUUCCUGGUCCAAUUGGGUCUCCCCGUGAACGCCAUUGCCCCGAGGAAUCCAAAGCCUUCGGUAUUUCAAAGAAUCUGA
Molecule: messenger RNA, 1263 nt
Organism: Puccinia graminis f. sp. tritici CRL 75-36-700-3
Lineage: Eukaryota; Fungi; Basidiomycota; Pucciniomycetes; Pucciniales; Pucciniaceae
Exons: 1
Coding region: 1-1263 (420 amino acids)
Molecular function (GO): FAD binding
Source: RefSeq, a predicted model, not a curated record